UAACAGACUUUAGUUACAUAUAAACCUUAAAAUAUUCAAAAUGGAAACAUUUCAGGGAUACCAAAAGAACGUGGAAUGCAACGAUGAUGGAACACCGAUGCUUAACACACCAAACAAUGAAAAACUAUACGCAACAUUCAACGAUGUGACACUCAAAUUUAAUAAUGAAACACACGGGAAUGGUACGGUAUACGUAACAACAGGAAGACUUAUAUGGAUCGCAAGCCAAAAUAAAGACCUGUCAUAUGGAUUCCCGCUAAUAUCUAUGGUACUACACGCAAUAUCCAAGGAUAAAAAACUAUGCGAAACACCGUGUAUAUUCAUACAACUACAAGGUGAUGAUGAUGAAGGUGAUAUACCAGUAGUCAUAUUCGCACCGCAACAUCCAGAGAAUGUAGAAAUGCUGUUUGAUGCAAUAUCUAAAAUGAACGAGCUCAUAGAACCACCGGAACAAGAGUCGGAAGAUGAUUCGGAUAUUGAUGACGGUUUCGAUGAUGCAGAUGUGGAACAUUAAGUAAGCUGCAGUAAUAACUACACGGGUGGCCUAAAGUAAUAAUAAAUAUGGUUAUACGCACAACCUACAGCCAGUAGUCCAGUAUAUUGCUACGCUUGCGGUCACUACGCUGAAGAGAUUUGUACUCACGAGAUAUAACA
Molecule: messenger RNA, 654 nt
Organism: Babesia bovis T2Bo
Lineage: Eukaryota; Apicomplexa; Aconoidasida; Piroplasmida; Babesiidae
Product: Nucleotide-sensitive chloride conductance regulator family protein
Exons: 3
Coding region: 41-514 (157 amino acids)
Biological process (GO): mRNA cis splicing, via spliceosome
Cellular component (GO): spliceosomal complex; cytosol
Source: RefSeq, a predicted model, not a curated record